AUGGAAGAUCCGCCCAAGGAAAGACCUACAGAAAAGAAGGUCGACCGGAAUGCGCAUCUACGGCUUCACAAGCCGACAGACAAGGGGGAGAAGCCAUACAAGUGUGAUGGCUGCCCUGCAAAGUUCAGCUGCAGCAGUGACCUGCGGCGCCAUAAGAUGACACACACCGGUGAGAUGCCAUACAAGUGCGACGUCUGUUCUGCAAAGUUCAGCCGAGGCGGGCACCUACGGGACCACAAGAGGACACACACUGGCGAGAAGGCAUACAAGUGCUAUGUCUGUCCUGCAGAGUUCACCCAGAGCUCACACCUGCAGCGUCAUAAAAAGACACACACGGGCGAAAAGCCAUACAAGUGUGAUGUCUGCCCUGCAAAGUUCAGCCUGAGCAGUGACCUGCAGUGCCAUAAGAGGACACACACCGGUGAGAAGCCAUACAAGUGCGAUGCCUGUCCUACAAAGUUCAGCCGGAGCGGGCACCUACGGGACCACAAGCGGACACACACUUGA
Messenger RNA from Ornithodoros turicata, 507 nucleotides. Its product is annotated as zinc finger protein 233-like. The transcript is spliced from 2 exons. NCBI's taxonomy places the organism in Eukaryota, Metazoa, Arthropoda, Arachnida, Ixodida, Argasidae. Gene Ontology annotation, biological process: regulation of transcription by RNA polymerase II. The record is from RefSeq and is a predicted model, not a curated record. The coding region runs from base 1 to 507 and encodes 168 amino acids. Gene Ontology annotation, cellular component: nucleus. Gene Ontology annotation, molecular function: DNA-binding transcription factor activity, RNA polymerase II-specific.